Messenger RNA from Myotis brandtii (Brandt's bat), 1691 nucleotides. RefSeq names its product vaccinia related kinase 1 (gene VRK1). The coding region runs from base 142 to 1311 and encodes 389 amino acids. The record is from RefSeq and is a predicted model, not a curated record. Lineage: Eukaryota; Metazoa; Chordata; Mammalia; Chiroptera; Vespertilionidae. Gene Ontology annotation, biological process: peptidyl-serine phosphorylation; signal transduction. Gene Ontology annotation, molecular function: ATP binding; protein serine/threonine kinase activity. Gene Ontology annotation, cellular component: cytoplasm; nucleus. The transcript has 12 exons.
UUCUACUUUCUUCUUUUCACAAAUCACCUGAAAAGGAAUAAGUAGAUUGAGAAACACAGAUUUCCUGUUCUCAAAAACUCGGAGACUUCUGUCACCCUGAACCAGACAAUAAGAGGGGCUGCCAAAUACAAUGAAGUGAAAAUGCCUCGUGUAAAAGCAGCUCAAGCUGGAAGACAGGGCCCUGCAAAGAGACGUCUUGCAGAACAAUUUGCAGCGGGGGAGGUAAUCACCGACUUGGCAAAAAAGGAAUGGAAACUAGGAUUACCCAUUGGCCAAGGUGGCUUUGGUUGUAUAUAUCUUGCUGAUAAGAAUUCUUCAAAAUCGGUGGGCAGUGAUGCAUCCUAUGUUGUAAAAGUGGAACCCAGUGACAAUGGACCUCUUUUUACUGAACUAAAGUUCUACCAGCGAGCUGCCAAACCAGAGCAAAGUAAGAAGCACAGUGCCUGCGUUUGCACCUUAACGUCACCACCGCUUCUUUUCUUGUUUGUCUUCAGUUACAGAUUUAUGGUCAUGGAUCGCUUUGGGAGUGACCUUCAGAAAAUAUAUGAAGCAAAUGCCAAAAGGUUUUCUCGGAAAACUGUCUUGCAGCUAAGCUUAAGAAUUCUGGAUAUUCUGGAAUAUAUUCACGAGCAUGAGUAUGUGCACGGAGAUAUCAAGGCCUCAAAUCUUCUUCUGAGCUGCAAGGAUCCUGACCAGGUGUACCUGGUAGAUUAUGGCCUUGCUUAUCGCUACUGCCCAGACGGAAGUCAUAAAGAAUAUAAGGAAGACCCCAAAAGAUGUCAUGAUGGCACUAUUGAAUUCACCAGCAUCGACGCGCACAAUGGCGUGGCCCCAUCAAGACGUGGCGACCUGGAAAUACUCGGUUACUGCAUGGUCCAGUGGCUCAGCGGCCACCUGCCCUGGGAGGAUAAUUUGAAAGAUCCUAACUAUGUUAGAGAUUCCAAAAUUAGAUACAGAGAAAAUAUUGCAGGUUUGAUGGACAAAUGUUUUCCUGAGAAAAAUAAGCCAGAUGAAAUUGCUAAAUACCUGGAAACAGUGAAAUUGCUGGACUAUGAUGAGAAACCCCUGUAUCAGAAUUUACAAGACAUUCUUUUGCAAGGACUAAAGUCUAUAGGAAGCAAGGAUGAUGGCAAACUGGAACUUGGGGCUUUGGAGAACGGAGCUCCGAAAGCAAGAACGACAACCAAGAAGCGGAAGAAGGAGGCUGAGAAGAGCACAGAAGCAGGUGUGGAAGACAUGGAGUGCUCGGAUGCGCACACGGAGGAAGCCAUGCAGACGCGUUCAAAAAGGAGAAAGAGAGUCCAGAAGUAAACCACAUGCUGUGAGCCAGUUUUUCUUUUCUUCCUGUCAUUCGGCUUUUUCUUCAUUUUCUAUUUUGCGUGUUUUCAUGUGGGUCUUGUGGGUGGGGGUAACAGGGAAAUACCUAUGUCUUUGAAAAACAAAUUUUUUACUGGAAUAAAUGCUUUGUACAGUUUAUUAAAGGCUAACUUAUAAAAUUUCAGAAUGUUUAGGUUGCAUGUACUCUUUAAGCUGCCCGGCUGUGGGAAAGGUCUGGGUACUUAGAAGAACUGCUGUGAGGUGCACUUUCCAGUUGUGUGUAUUUCCCAGAGGGUCCAAUGUUUGGCCGAGUCCUUCCUCUUAAGGAAAUGUGAAACUUCAAAUAAAGGGGUCUUUUUGCUUGAUACAAGUUC